Iphiclides podalirius (scarce swallowtail) is the source of this 402-nucleotide messenger RNA. Lineage: Eukaryota; Metazoa; Arthropoda; Insecta; Lepidoptera; Papilionidae. The record is from the annotation of a GenBank genome assembly.
AUGUGGCCGUCAUUUGAGCCAACGUUUGCGCAAACUCUUGCGAAAGCCGUCGACGGUCGCGGCUCUGGCUCUAACGCCCACGCGGUGCUCGGAGGCACGCCCGAGCUUGGUGCCUUGGGUCUACCAAGACAAGGUAAACGCUCCCAUGCAACGGUUAUACUACGCGCUCGAACCGCGUUUGAAUCGCGGUUCGAACCCGGCGAAAAUAAGACGCCCAAUCGCUGCGGAGUGCGGCUGGAAGGUCGGGCCGCGUACAAUUUGUGCGGCCCUGAUAAUGGGGCAUUAGAACGUAUAGCACAACGGCAAUACGCACUCCGACGGCACUCUAGUUUCGUAAGCGAGGCCGGACGGUCAGGCGUGAGCUGCGCGCCGCAGGUCGGGUUCCGCAUGCCGAUACGCUAU